CUGGGUAUAAAAGCAAGGUAAAAUUGGUUGAUAGCUAUUUUCAGUUUCUGGUAAUUUUCAGUUAUAUCAUAAUAAUGAAACUCUCUCUACUUUUCAUGCUAUUCCUUCAAGGAAUGGCUCUAGUCGCUUCAAAGCCAAUGAUGAUGAGCUACUGUGCCCAACCAAGUCGUGAAGACAUACAAAGAGUGCUGAAUAUCAAUGCUAGUACAAUACAGAGGACUCAUUUCACAUGUCUUGCAGUAAGAGGGCGCAAUCUGUAUCAAUCAGCAUCAAUAUUGAUCACUUAUAACUCAACCAAUGGGGAGAACGUUACUAAUCAUUUCGAACUUGAGUGCCAUAAAGAAAGAGAGUCGGGCAGAUGGGACCUGGAGUCUAAAGAACUAACCAGCAAUACCUCACUCUUUGACUUGCAGACGAGGUACGAUUGCUAUAAAUGUCUUGGGUCAAGUGGUCCAGAGAAAAAGAAGAAGAAGCCGACUAGUACAGUGUACGAUGCAGAAACACACUGUCAAGAAUGCAACGUAGUCUGUCAUGGCUGGGGAGGGGGUCACUGCAAGAGUCCCAGCGAAGGAAGCUGCUGUCCUUAUUUUGACUCUAAUGGUGUUUGCACACAAGACUGCAACGAAGGGAACCAGUGCUCAAGUAAUUGCUCAUUGGAAUGUGACAAUGGUGGUAGUCCCAACAGCAACUGCACAGCCUGUGUCUGCCCAGAGGGCUAUACCUUCACCCAGUGUGAGAUAAGAGUGUGUUCUCUUGAGUGUAGCAAUAAUGGUACAUGUACAUUUGACUCGUACGGCAACAUGACAUGCAACUGCACCAGAGGAUAUCAAGGUAGCACUUGUGAAGAGAGUCCUUGUUUGAAUGGAGGCAACUACACCUUUGAGGGAGAGCCUUGUGUGUGUCCUGAGGGAUUCAACGGGACAUUCUGUGAAACAGAGGAAUGCGAUUGCUUAAAUGGAGGAGUGUGUGUGAACGAUGGCACCGAGACAUACUGUAACUGCAGUUUGACUGGCUAUGAGGGAAGCAAGUGUGAAGAGGAAAUCAAUGAGUGUGAUGAAAACUCGCCUUGUCAGAAUGGAGGGACAUGCAUUAAGUCACCAGCUGGAAACUACUCGUGCAUCUGUCCUCCUGGCUACACUGGGAUAGACUGUGAGAAUGAAACCAGUCCUUGUGAUCUGUUGGCUCCAUGUCUCAAUGGAGGGACAUGCAAUGACACAAUAGAUGACUAUACCUGUAUCUGUCCUCCUGGCUACACUGGGACAAACUGUGAAGAAGUAUUCAAUCCUUGUGAUCCUCCCUGUCUCAAUGGAGGGACCUGUAUCAUUGAUGAUGAUACUUCACUGCCUUUCUGUGAGUGUUUUAACGGAUGGCAAGGAGAUCAUUGUCAAAACUGUGGAUUUGAUUAUUGUGUCCCUACAACCAUUGGAUCCGUUGAUGAUGGAAGUGGAGCUAAUGUUGUUUUGAUACUAAUAAUAGUUCUGUCAGUGAUUGUUACAUUGCUACUUGUAUCUGCUAUAAUAUUAGCAGCUGCUUUAUAUAAGAGAUACAAGCGUCAUAAAGAUACACUCAAUACAGCAACUGUGACUGACGUUUGGGAUGGUGAUAAAGUGACGGAAAACCCAGUGUAUAUAACCCCGGGUCUUAUAGCAUCAGGCUCUUACCCGCCACUUGUCCAGUCUUAAAGUAUUUACUCAUGUACACAUUAUAGAGACGAGUCCUUAAUUUAUUAUAGUCCAAUUUGUAUUUAAUUUUAUUUUUAAUAUAAUUUAUCAAUUGCAAAGCUUGGUUCAUUUAUA
Molecule: messenger RNA, 1796 nt
Organism: Amphimedon queenslandica
Lineage: Eukaryota; Metazoa; Porifera; Demospongiae; Haplosclerida; Niphatidae
Product: neurogenic locus notch homolog protein 1-like
Exons: 5
Coding region: 75-1682 (535 amino acids)
Molecular function (GO): calcium ion binding
Source: RefSeq, a predicted model, not a curated record